UUCACCUUGCGUAUACGACCGUUUGUUUUCGUGCGUUAAUUGGUUGUUCGUGCUGGUUCAAGAUUCCGCCCAGCACUCUUGUCUCACCAACACGCGAUCAACACCGUUGACCGCCGUGAGAUUCAACUGGGUAGAUCGAUUGCCUUCUUUGGUAAGCAUAAGAGCCGGAACCGGGUUGUCGCGAGAGAGAUAAACAGGCGGCGGGCUUUAAGACCUCUCGAGCGAUAGCGCUGGAACUGGAACAGCUGGGACUUUGGAGAUUAAUCCAUGCGGAGAGUAUCCAAUGCUGGAUAGCAUCUCGAACCUGGAGAAUAUGGAUGUGCUUCUCUCUCGGUAGGCCUUAGCUUGUUUGGACGUCACUGCUCACUCUCUGUCUCUCCGUUUCUGCUUCGUUUCCUGGGUCAUUCAUCUUGAAGUCCAUAUCUGGUCCUUCAUAGGUUAAUUAUCUGCCAGUUAGUGCCCGGUAUCGGUUCGAGUGGCAUCAGUGCCGGCUGGUGUGUGAAGGGCUAAAGGGCUGAUUAUUUUAACCCACCACCCAACCGAUUCCUGCAUCAGUUGGUUCGCGAGUGUUGCACGGUGCACAUGGUACAACCGCCUUUGGAUAGCUAAAACCCCCCCCCGCCGGAGAAUAUACAGUGCGCGCGUGCGAUGGCUAGCAAACAGAUCAAGUGCGGUCGUAGCUGUUACUACGACCCGCUGACACAUAUAUGGACCGGUUUGCCUACACCGCCACUGUACAAUACACAGCAGAGCAUUGGGCAGCUCAUACUUACCAUGCUGCAGCGAAGUGAUCCGAUGCACGUGACCCAAAUCAAUGCAGACAUCGAUCAGGGCCGGAAGGUUACGUGCCGGGAGAUGUACCUGCGGACGGUGCGUAUUGCGGAGCAUCUGGCACGGCUCGGGUAUGGCAAGGAUACGCCCAUGGCGGCCCUCGCAUCCCGUAAUGGUGAGCACGUUGCACCGGUGAUGUUCGCCUGCUUCGCGCUAGGCAUCCCCAUCAACACGCUGGACGUGGCGUUCAGUGUUGCCGACUUUGCGCACAUGUUCAGUGUCACGCGUCCGGUGCUUGUGUUCUGUGAGAGCGACGUGUUGGGGGUGGUGCGUGACGCUGCCAGGCGAGCCUCGAUCGAACCGGAGUACGUACUGUUUGAGGACACCGUCGAGGGGUAUCGGCAUGUGCGGGAGCUGCUAGAGCCAACCGGCACCGAAGAUACGUUCGAACCCACCCUACUGGACGAUCCUUCUACCCACCUGGCAGUAGUUCUGUGCUCCUCCGGUACGACCGGAUUGUCGAAAGGUGUAAGCUACUCCCACACCUUCUGCAUCGCCAAUCUCCCAUCGCUCUGGCUGAUGGCACCGACGGACUGUCUGCUCGCCUUCAGCUCACUGUACUGGCUGUCCGGCUUUGCCUCGCUGAUCAUCGGUACGAUUGCCCAAGCGUCCCGGGUCAUCACUCGCGAACCGUACACAACACAGCUCGCCAUCGACAUAAUGCAGAAGCAUCGCGUGACAAUCGCCUUCUUCUCGCCCUAUCAAUCAAAUCUACUCGUUAACGAACCACAAUUGGCAAAUGCAAAUCUGCCCGGCCUGCGACUGUUGCUUUGCGGCGGUGCACGCGUAUCGAAGCAUCUGUAUGCAUCGCUGCGACGCUGCAUGCCAUCGCACACGCUCAUCCAAAUCGGGUACGGUAUGUCCGAGUGUUGCCUAAUCUCGCUCACCGACGGGCACAGCUACCGGGACGAUUGUGUCGGUACGCUGCAGGCCCGGGCCUCGGCACGGAUCGUGGACGAACAGACCGGGCAGCGUGGAUUGCCGCCCGGUGAGCCGGGAGAAAUUUUACUACGUGUAAUGGUUCCGUUUUCCGGGUACUACGGCAACGAGGCUGCGACGGCCGAAAUGAUGGGACCGGACGGUUGGAUACGCACCGGUGACAUUGGCUACAUCGACACGGACGGCCAUCUGUACGUGAUCGAUCGCAAGAAGGACAUCAUCAAGUACGCAGGCAAUCAAAUAUCGCCCACCGAGCUGGAGGCACUCAUCAAACAGCUACCGGGCGUGCUUGAAUGCAGCGUCGUUGGACUGCCGGCCGAAGGGACCGAUCUGCCGGCGGCACUGAUAAUCCGCGCCCCGGGCACGGUUGGCGACUCCGUUACCGCUGACCAGGUGCAGCAGUUUGUGGAGGGACAGGUGUCGAACUACAAACGACUCCGGGGUGGAGUGUUCUUUACCGACGAGUUGCCGUUGACUCCUUCGGGCAAAAUCAUACGCCGCAAGUGUCUGGAGCUGGUGCAAAGCAUGCUCAAAGGCGAGUAGCAGCUAACAUUCCUCUUCACGAUCCCUUGACGUGACAACUCUAAUAAGAGCAGUUUGAUUUAAAUUUUAACGGUUACUGAGCAGGUGAAUAUAGUGGGAUAUCCUAUUUAAUAUUAAAUCAACAGUAAACAAAAAUAAAAUAAGAGGUUCAAACACUGAACUGUCGCUCAAAUUCAUGAUGAAA
Molecule: messenger RNA, 2497 nt
Organism: Anopheles stephensi (Asian malaria mosquito)
Lineage: Eukaryota; Metazoa; Arthropoda; Insecta; Diptera; Culicidae
Product: 4-coumarate--CoA ligase-like 5
Exons: 2
Coding region: 649-2313 (554 amino acids)
Biological process (GO): long-chain fatty acid metabolic process; fatty-acyl-CoA biosynthetic process
Molecular function (GO): long-chain fatty acid-CoA ligase activity
Source: RefSeq, a predicted model, not a curated record